AUGGUGGCGCGGGCCUUCAUCUUGUUGGCACUCUUUGCAGAAGCCUCCACGAAAUCAUGCAUUCCAAAUAAAGCAGAUGUCAUCCUUGUGUUUUGUUACCCCAAAACCAUCAUCGCUAAAAUCCCUGAGUGCCCCUAUGGAUGGGAAGUACACCAGCUGGCACUCGGGGGUGUGUGUUACAAUGGGGUCCAUGAAGGGGGCUACUACCAGUUCGUCAUCCCAGACCUAUCACCCAAGAACAAAUCCUACUGCGGCACUCAGUCAGAGUACAAGCCCCCUAUCUACCACUUCUACAGCCACAUCGUGUCCAACGACAGCACAGUGGUUGUGAAGAACCAGCCUGUCAACUAUUCCUUCUCCUGCACCUACCACGCGACCUACCUGGUGAACCAGGCUGCUUUUGACCAGAGAGUGGCCACUGUUCAUGUCAAGAAUGGGAGCAUGGGCACAUUUGAAAGCCAGUUGUCCCUCAACUUCUACACUAACGCCAAGUUUUCCACCAAGAAAGAAGCUCCUUUCAUUCUGGAAACAUCAGAAAUUGGUUCCGACCUGUUCGCAGGAGUAGAGGCCAAAGGGCUAAGCACUCGGUUUAAAGUAGUCCUGAACAGCUGCUGGGCCACCCCCUCAGCUGACUUCAUGUACCCCUUGCAGUGGCAGCUGAUCAAUAAAGGCUGCCCCACUGAUGAAACGGUCUUCGUGCAUGAAAACGGCAAGGACCACAGGGCAACUUUCCAAUUCAAUGCCUUCCGGUUCCAGAACAUCCCCAAACUCUCCAAGGUUUGGUUACACUGUGAGACAUUCAUCUGUGACAGCGAGAAGCUCUCCUGCCCAGUGAACUGCGACAAACGGAAGCGGAUGCUGCGUGAGCAGACAGGGGGUGUCCUGGUGGUGGAGCUGUCCUUGCCGAGCAGGGGACUCUCCAGCCUCUGUGACUUCUCAGGUGUUCUUUAUCACCUCAUCCUGAUGCUGGGUAUCUGCGCUGUGCUAUAG
This is a messenger RNA of Chionomys nivalis (European snow vole), 990 nucleotides long. It is a transcript of the gene Tectb, whose product is annotated as tectorin beta. The record is from RefSeq and is a predicted model, not a curated record. The transcript is spliced from 10 exons. The coding region runs from base 1 to 990 and encodes 329 amino acids. Gene Ontology annotation, cellular component: cell surface. NCBI's taxonomy places the organism in Eukaryota, Metazoa, Chordata, Mammalia, Rodentia, Cricetidae.